AUGGCAAUAAGACAACUCUUGAUAUUAACAAUUGCUUUAUUUUUAGUUAUUGUAAAAACUGAAGUGUUAUGUUCUCCUGGGUGUAUCAAUGGGUGUAGUGCAAAUUACACAUGUGCUUAUGAAUGCAAAGAAGGAUACGAUGAUGAUAAUACCUGUGACCACUGUGAAAGGACGAAUCAAUAUGAUUACAGUUCUCCAGUUUACUUACAAAAUGAUGAUUUAAAAUGUGUAAAAUUUGCUCAAAAGGUAGAGAAAAAUGAACUUUCUGAUUGGUUGCCCGCAGAAGAACACAUAGAAGAAAUUUACAUUGGAAAAACAAAAGAAUUAACACUUGAUAGUAAUAGUUAUGUCGAUUUUUCUUUUUGUUAUUACAGACAGAAAUACAGACAAGGGAAAUGGUUCAAAAUGGAUGUUACUAAAAUUCAAAAAGAUCACAUAUCAAUUGAAAUCAAUAAAACUGACAGUACUGAUGAACAAGUUGAUUUAUUUGUAGAUGGUACCAAUUCACAAUAUUAUGCUCCAAACCCAUUCUGUUUUAUUCAUUUUUUCUCAAAUAAAACAAAUUAUAAUACAAUUGGAAGGUUUCCAUUUGUAAUCAGAGAAGGUACAGAUUUGAACCAAACUAUCUAUUAUUACUUCUUCGCAAACAUCAGAGGUCAUACAAAUAAAUUGUCUUGUUCACUUACUUUUAAAGAAGAUGACAACCUUCAAAUCAUCGAAAAUUUCAAUAUCAAACAAGAUUUUUUCAAUGAAUUAUCUAUGGAUUUGACUAAGAAAACAACCCUUGUAAUACCAUUUGAACAAAUAGGGUAUUACGCAUAUUCAGCAUGUAUGCCCAGUGUUUUCAUGAAAGCAAUGCUUUUUACAUUAGAAUACAAAGGUCGAGGCUAUGUAUUUAUUGACACAAGAGCAGCAAAUAGAGUUGUUUACCUAAAUCAAUUGUACAUGGAAUAUGCCGAUGAUGGCAAUGUACUUGAAAGAUCAUGUAAGAAAUAUUCUGUUGGCAAAAAACUAGACAUAGAACUAUCAAGAGAAGACGAUGGUAAUACUCAUCAAGGCAAUGGAAUUCAUGUAAGGUUAGAUAACACAACAGAUAGACAUUAUUUAUCUUUUUUAUCUGAAAAUUACAGAGUUGAAAUUAAAAUGACACUUUCAAUUAUUUGUCCCAAUGACUGUAAUGCCGAAAAAGGAUUUGGAAGAUGUGACACCGAAUUGGGUGAAUGUGUUUGUAAAAAUGGGUAUGGUGGAGAUGAUUGCCAUUUGUUGUGUUAUUACAAUAAUAUAUGGCAAAUUCCAGCUGAAUCAAAUUUGUGUUACUUUGGAUCCAAAGACUGUGACCAAUACUGUCAAUGCACAAAUGGAAAAAGUGUAAAUAAUCACAUGUGCGUUACAGCUGAAUGUCGAAAUGGUGACUUGGGUUAUGGCGAUGAAUGCAAAUUAGACACCGAAGGUUGUGAUGGUGGAUGUCAUUGUGAUGACAAAAUGAAUUAUUCGAGUUAUGGUGGUGUAUGUGUUAGUGGUAAAUGCGGCAAUGGUAAAAUAGACAAGUACUAUGAAUCAAAUGGAAAGUAUAUUCGAACUGAAGAAUGUGACGGUGGCGUGAACUGUAAUAUCAUUUGCCAGUGUAUUGAAGGAUUCAUCACUUCUCCAGAUGACCCUUUUAGUUGUAUC
Molecule: messenger RNA, 1671 nt
Organism: Entamoeba invadens IP1
Lineage: Eukaryota; Evosea; Mastigamoebida; Endamoebidae
Exons: 1
Source: RefSeq, a predicted model, not a curated record